UGUUGAUAAGCGUUAAUAAGGACAUCUGGACAUUUAAAUUUUUUAAAUUGUAAAACAUUUCUAAUCGGCGACUGUUACUUAUUCAACGAUUUUAUCAAUCAAAAUGAAUAAUUAAAAUGUUUUUUUAUGAUGUUAUUAUUAAUUUUAAAAAUGUUUUGAAUUCAAGUAUAUUGUAGUCGUUAUGAAUUCAGAUUUACCGCCAUAUUGUCAACCUGGACCAUCCACAUCAAAAGAUGAAAACCAUUCACGAACAAGCACUGAUGAAGAACUCCAGUUCCCUCCUUACCACUUUCAACUGGAUUCAGCACAACCGUCCACAUCUGCUGCACAGCUUACUUAUCCAGUGCCUCUAUCACCCUGGCCAAACAGUCAAAGUUUUCCUUCAUAUAUGCCAAUAGCGGUAAAUCCUACACAGCCAUUUUACCCAUCAACCUCUAGCUUAAGACUGCCACCUGCUGAACAAGUACCACCAAAUUGUUUAGAUUGGACCAUUAAUCCUAUUAAACCUCCACCGCAACAGUUUAAAACUACGUCGGAGCCAUUGUUCGCACUUGGAUAUAAUUCAACCAUAUCAGAAAAUUGGAUGGAAGGAGAUAAAGGUCUACAAUACAGUAUCAAAAAUUUCACAUUUUGUACUAAAAGAAUUAACAGUUCAAAAGCAACUACUAGCUCCAAUCAAGUAAAUCAAUAUGACUCUUUGCUCGUCUCCAUCCCACAGGCUCUAGAAGGAGAUUAUCAUUACUAUGUAUGGCCUGCGUCACCUGUACUUGCAUGGAUUAUAUGGGAACAUAGACUUGAAUUGCCUGGUAAAAGAAUAUUAGAAGUUGGUUCUGGAACUUCUUUACCUGGUAUAGUAGCUGCUAAAUGUGGGGCUAUUGUUACGUUAACUGAUGAUCCCACAAUACCUGGAACUAUUAAACAUGUUCAGAAGUGUUGCUAUAUGAAUGGCUUAUAUCCCGAACAAAUAAGAGUACUUGGAUUACAAUGGGGCUACUUUUUCCGUGAAACUUUAAACAUUGGACCAUUUGAUUUGAUUAUUGGAUCAGAUUGUUUUUACGAACCAAACAUGUUUGAGGAUCUAAUUGCAACUAUAUCAUUUUUAUUAGAACGUAAUCCAUUGGCCAAGUUUAUGACAACAUAUCAUGAAAGAGAUCCAGAAUACGGAAUUGAUGAACUUGCUGCAAAAUGGAAACUUAAUUGUACACACAAACCACUUGAAGACUUGGGUCAAAACAAUGAGCUAGAUAUUUAUGAACUUAUGAAAGGAAAUGAUAUACAUUUAAUAGAAAUUACCAAAAAAGUAUUAAAAAAAAGUGAAACCUGAUAUUAUUUUAUGUUAUUCAUAGUGAUUUAUUUUAUUCCGUCCAGAAUUCAAAAUAUUUAAUUAGAAGAAAUCAAACUAACAAUUAUCUUUUAAUAUUAAGAAAUUAUAAUUUUUAAAUUCAGAACAUGUUACCUAUUUAAGUAAAUAUUUUUUUUUUUUUUUAAUAUUUUGUACUGAUAUUGUUAAUAUUGAUUUUAAUUGUAUAAACAAUUUUAUAUUUGUA
Molecule: messenger RNA, 1547 nt
Organism: Rhopalosiphum padi (bird cherry-oat aphid)
Lineage: Eukaryota; Metazoa; Arthropoda; Insecta; Hemiptera; Aphididae
Exons: 3
Coding region: 182-1324 (380 amino acids)
Cellular component (GO): nucleus; cytoplasm
Source: RefSeq, a predicted model, not a curated record